Messenger RNA from Mesoplodon densirostris (Blainville's beaked whale), 3932 nucleotides. RefSeq names its product RecQ like helicase 4 (gene RECQL4). Lineage: Eukaryota; Metazoa; Chordata; Mammalia; Artiodactyla; Ziphiidae. Gene Ontology annotation, cellular component: cytoplasm; nucleus; chromosome. The coding region runs from base 154 to 3699 and encodes 1181 amino acids. Gene Ontology annotation, biological process: double-strand break repair via homologous recombination; telomere maintenance; DNA replication. The transcript is spliced from 22 exons. Gene Ontology annotation, molecular function: 3'-5' DNA helicase activity; four-way junction helicase activity; nucleic acid binding. The record is from RefSeq and is a predicted model, not a curated record.
UGCCGCCCCAGGGCCCCGCGGAUUGGCUGCCCCGGCCCGGCGGCCGCCACGUCGCCCCGCCUCCAACCCCGCGGAGCGCCACCAGUGGCUGGCGGCUGGCGUCGCUCUCCUGGCGGGAGAUUCCUGGGGCGCCGGGCGCAGGGCAAGGCGACCAUGGAGCAGCUGCGGGAUGUGCGGGAGCGGCUGCAGGCGUGGGAGCGCGCGUUUCGGCGGCGGAACGGGCGGUUGCCGGGCCAGGAGGACGUGGAAGCGGCGCCCGAGGAGACCCGCGCGCUCUACCGGGAGUACCGCAACCUGAAGGAGGCACUGGGUCAGGCCGGCGGCGUCGGGCCUCACGGCUCGGAGCAGUCGCUUCCCGCGGCGGCGGCCGAGGAGAUGCUGGAGCCCAGCUGCUGGGGGCCCCACCUGAAUCGGGCCGCGACCCAGAGCCCCCAUCCUCCAUCAAGGCUCAGCUCUCAGGGAUCUGUGCAGGACUACGGGAAGAGGCUUAAGGCCAAUCUAAAGGGCAGUCUGCAGGCUGGGCCAGCCCUGGGCCGAAUACCCCGGCUUACACGAAGAUCCUCCUCCAAGAUGCCUUCCCCAGGGCCACCAGGCACAGAAGCUGCCACCAUCUCUCCAGAAGAAGUCAGUGAGGUGCCCCCUCAGCCUCCCAGGCCCCAGCUGAGGCCAGGCCGGCCCCAGCAGUUGAGGGCAUCCCUGAGCCUGCGGCUGGGCUCCCUAGACCCAGGCUGGCUGGAGCGGUGUCACAACGGGACCCCAGAUUUUCUGGGGGUUCCCAAGGCCUGCCAGCCUUGCCUGGGUGCAGAGGUGUCCCAGCUUCUUACUCCAGGUGUAGCAUCUGUCUUCGGUCCCAGCGCUGGCCCCGAGGUGCCUUUACGGAGUCCAGAGACUCCAGCCCUACUAGCAGCUGCUAUCAGUGCAGGGAACUCUCAGCCUGGUACUCGUCAAGGCAAGAAGCGGAGAUGGAGUGGGGAGCUGGAGGGAAGCCCUGCACAGACCCAGCAGGACAGCGGCCAAGCAGGAGCCCUGCCUGCGGGAGCUGGGGCUGCAGUGCCUGCAGAAGACUGUCCAGAGCAGCCUGUGCAGGCACAGCCCCCCAGCAAGCCCCCAGCCCCCAGAUCUGCUGUCCAGGACAGGGGGAACUACGUGCGGCUCAAUAUGAAGCAGAAACGCUACGCUCGGGGCCCGGCCUCACGGGGCCGGCUCCUUCGCAAGCAGGUAUGGAAGCAGAAGUGGCAGAAAAAAGGGGAGCGUUUUGGGGGUGGUCAGCGCGGAGCCACAGCCCAGGAUUCUGGCUCCCAGUGUGGGCAGCUCAGUCACUGGGCAUCCCAGUGCCCUCAGCCAGGUGAAGAAGGCACAGAGCCUGCAGGGCCUGAGCUGCUGGCGCCCACAGGGCAGUCUGUGCCCAAGGCUCCUUGUCCGCCUCCUGUGCCACCAUUCUAUCCGCCAGGGCCCUUGGGGCAGGUUGUAGACACGCCCGCUGAGGUGCUUCAGGCCCUGGAGCAGUUGGGGCACCGGGCCUUCUACCCUUUGCAGGAGCGUGUGGUCAUGCGGAUCCUGUCUGGCGUGUCCACGCUGCUGCUGCUGCCCACGGGGGCCGGCAAGUCCCUGUGCUACCAGCUCCCGGCGCUGCUCUACUUCCGGCGAAGCCCCUGCCUCACGCUGGUCGUCUCUCCUCUCAUGUCGCUCAUGGACAGCCAGGUUUCUGGCUUGCCCCCAGGCCUGAAGGCGGUCUGCAUCCACUCGGGGAUGACCAAGAAGGAGCGGGACUCUGCCCUGCAGAAGGUCCGGUCAGCCCGGGUGCAAGUGCUGAUGCUGUCGCCAGAGGCGCUCGUUGGGGCGGGGGGCGCUGCCCUCCUCACUCGGCUGCCACCGAUCGCCUUUGCCUGCAUCGAUGAGGCCCACUGCCUCUCCCAGUGGUCCCACAACUUCCGGCCCUGCUACCUGCGUGUCUGCCAGGUGUUGCGGGAAUGCGUGGGUAUCGGCUGCUUCCUGGGUCUCACAGCCACGGCCACGCGCAGCACCGCCCUUGACGUGGCCCGGCACCUGGGCGUGGCCGAAGAGUCUAUCCUCAGGGGGCCGGGCACCAUCCCUGCCAACCUGCACCUCUCUGUGUCUUCGGACAGGGACCCAGACCAGGCUCUGGUGACGCUGCUGCAGGGUGAUCGUUUCCGUGCCCUGGACUCUGUCAUCGUCUACUGUAACAGACGAGAGGACACGGAGCGUGUCGCGGCCCUGCUGCGCACCUGCCUGCGUGAGGCCCAGGCCCCACGAUCCCGAGGCCGGGUCCCAGAGGCUGUGGCUGAAGCCUACCACGCCGGCAUGGGCGGCCGGGAGCGGCGGCGGGUGCAACGGGCCUUCAUGGAGGGCCGGCUGCGGGUGGUGGUGGCCACAGUGGCCUUCGGGAUGGGGCUGGACCGGCCGGACGUGCGGGCCGUGCUGCACCUGGGGUUGCCCCCAAGCUUCGAGAGCUACGUGCAGGCUGUGGGCCGGGCUGGGCGUGAUGGGCAGCCUGCACACUGCCACGUCUUCCUCCGGCCCCAGGGUGAGGACCUGUGGGAGCUGCGCAGACACGUUCACGCCAACGUCAUCGACUUCCUCGCCGUGAAGAAGCUGGUGCAGCGCGUGUUCCCUCCCUGUGCUUGCACCCGGCAGCCCCCAGAGCAGCAGGGAGAUGAGAGCCGGGAAGGGCACUCGGCCAGGGUCCUCGUGGCUGCAUCUCCCCAGGAUGCUGACCAUCCCAGCCUUGAGCACACAACCCGGUGCCCGGGCCACAGGCGGGCGCUCCCGGUGCAGCCAACCGUGCAAGCCCUGGAUAUGCCCGAGGAGGCCAUCGAGACUCUGCUGUGCUACCUUGAGCUGCACCCACAGCGUUGGCUGAAGCUGCUGGCGCCCACCUAUGCCUGCUGCCACCUGCGCUGCCCCGGGGGCCCCACCCAGCUCCAGGCCCUGGCCCGCAGGUGUCCCCCCCUGGCCGUGUGUUUGGCCCGGCAGUGCCCCAAGGAGACAGGUGGGGGAAGCAGUUCUGUGGAGCUGGAUGUGGUCGAGCUGGCAGACUCCAUGGGCUGGGAGCUGGGCCCCGUGCGGCAGGCUCUCCACCAGCUGCGAUGGGAUCCAGAGCCCGGGACAGGUGUGCCUCGGGGCACGGGGGUGCUGGUGGAGUUCAGGGAGCUGGCCUUCCACCUGCACAGCCCUGGGGACCUGACAGCCCAGGAGAGGGACCAGAUCUGUGACUUCCUGCACGGCCGCGUGCAGGCCCGUGAGCGAGAAGCCCUGGCCCGCCUGCACCGCACCUUCCGGGCUUUUCACAGCGUGGCCUUCCCCAGCUGCGGGCCGUGUCUGGAGCAGCCCGAUGAGGCACGCAGCGGCAGGCUCAAGGCCCUGCUCAGCCAGUACUUCGAGGGAGAGGUAGAAGCACCGGGGGGCGUGGAGGCCGAGGAGGACCCUGAGCCAGGCCAGGCCAGGCUCCAGGACUGGGAGGACCAGAUCCGCCGGGACAUCCGCCACCUCCUGUCCUCGUGGCCAGAGCAGCGGUUCUCGGGCAGGGCUGUGGCCCGGGUCUUCCACGGCAUCGGAAGCCCCUGCUAUCCGGCCCAGGUGUACGGGCGGGACCAGCGCUUCUGGAGAAAGUACCUGCACCUGAGCUUCCACGCCCUUGUGCACCUGGCCACAGAGGAGAUCCUGCUGUGGGGCUGCUGACCACCCUGCCGCGCAAGGACCCGGUUCCCCCACGUCAGAGGCACGGGCCUCAGCAGGGGCUGCGUGGCCACAGCAUGGGGGUGGGGGGUGUCAGGUGCAACAGGUCCUCAAGGCAAAGAUGGGCGUAGAUAUCAGUGACCAGGACAGCGACCAGCCACUCUGGACAAAGGCCACCACCAGUAGCAUGGGGGCAAGGAGGCCCCAAAGUGCAGAAUAAAAGACACUCAAGUCAU